GAAGUGUUUCGAAAAAGAUGGUCGCGACAUUUGUGUCAAAAGCGGGUCAUAUUGCAACAAUCCCUCUUAAUCAUCAAAGAACUGUUACUGCGGAUUGGUAUACCACCAUUUGUUUGCCAAAAGUCAUCACCGAGCUUCGAAAAAUCAACCCCCAAAGAAGAAUCAUCCUCCACACAGCCCAAAAAACAAGGCACUAUUUAACGCAAGAAAACGUAGAAUUAUUGGACCAUCCUCCAUAAAGUCCCGAUCUAAGUCCUAACGAUUUCUUUACUUUCCCGAAAAUUAAUAACAGACUGCGUGGUCAAGGGUUCCAGUCAGCAGAAGAAGCUGUUGACGCAUUCAAAAAUGCCGUUUUGGAUCUGCCAGCAAACGAGUGGAAUAAGUGCUUCGAAAAUUGGUUCGUGCGCAUGCAGAUGUGCAUUAAUCCUCGUG
This is a messenger RNA of Acanthoscelides obtectus, 432 nucleotides long. Lineage: Eukaryota; Metazoa; Arthropoda; Insecta; Coleoptera; Chrysomelidae. The record is from the annotation of a GenBank genome assembly.